UUAUUUGCCGAUGUAACGAAUAAACGAAUGGGCUUGUAGCAAAAAGCCCAUGAACCUCAGCGUUAACCUGUCCCUGUUUCUUCCCUCCCGCUCCAACAGGGGCCUGGCCAGAUCGCAGAGAGGAGAGCUCUCCCCAGUACCAGUGUUGAGGAGACUAGAGACUGAAAUGCUGUGACUCCUUGGACACAUGGCAAAUUCUACCUCCUCCAGGGAGAAGAGGCGGCCCAUCGUGGAGUCGGAUGGAGACCCGCUAAAUUCCUCCUGGCAAAUGUGGCCCUCACAAGCCUGGACCAGGGCAUCCAGCAGGUCCUACCCUGGCAAGAGCAACUUGUCUGACUCCUUCGAUUCCUCCGCCCAUGAGCCUCCCCUGCCAGCCCAGCCGCCCAUCGGGGACGUCCCCCGCAGCUCAGAGACCCAAGAGGCCUCUCCCUUGAAGCCCGUCAGGCGUUUUAUCCCGCAGUCGUGGAAGAACUUUUUCCAAAGAUGGAGGCGAGAGCCCGAGCUGUUCCUGCCGCUGGCCUACACCGCCACCCAGUGCUCCCCACCCGUAAGUCCGUUGUCAGAUCGCCGCGGGCCAGCCCGCAAUGGCAGCUCCAGCAGCGGUUUCCAGGAACCCUCCUGGUCCAGCCCCUCUGAAUGUAACCAGGAGACAGAGAUGUCUCCCCCCAGGAGCCAGCAGGGCCAACCCGCCUUGCCGAGCUACGAGGAGAAGCUGGAGGCCUACAACCUCAAGUACUCCUACAUGAAGUCAUGGCCAGGCCUGCUCCGGCUGAUGGCCGGGCUGGAGCUGCUCUUUGGCGGCAUGGUCUUUGCUUGUGUCUGUGCCUACAUCCAGAAGGACUACCAGUGGUACAACCUGUACGGCGGGAACCUGAUGUCAGGCGGCCUUUUGGGGGGAAGCUAUGGGUACAAUUAUUACGGCCCCAUGACCCCCUUUGUGCUGGUGGUGGCCAGCCUGGCGUGGCUGGUCACGGUCAUCCUCUUGGGGCUGGGGGUCACCAUGUACUAUAGGACCAUCCUCCUCGACUCCCACUGGUGGCCCCUGACAGAGUUCGCCCUCAACAUCAUCAUGUUCCUCCUCUACAUGGGGGCGGCCAUCGCCUAUGUCAACGACGUGAACCGCGGCGGCCUCUGCUACUCCCUGUUUGCCAGCAACCCGCUCAUAGCCGCCUUCUGCCGAGUGGAAGGGGGCCAGGUGGCAGCUAUCACCUUCCUCUUCAUCACCACCCUGCUCUACCUGGCCGGGGCGCUGGUGUGUCUGAAGAUGUGGAGGCACGAGAUGGCGAGGAAGCAGCGGGAGGGCUUUGAACCACUACACAACCCCGUCCUCCUGCAAGCCAGACGCAAGCGGAUCGUCUUCCAGGAUGAGGUGAUGCCGUCCGGGAGCCUCCCGGGGAAGAUCACCAAACCACUGGGGUUCUCCGAGAAAGGCGAGGCAUCAGGGGCCUUGAGUUGCUCCAUCCCGACAGGGCACACCCCAAAGCCACACAUCGUCCCUGACUAUGUUGUGAAGUACCCGGGGAUCUGCUGCCACGAGGAGAGAGAGAAGUACAAGGCCGUCUUCAACGACCAGUACGCGGAGUACAAGGAGCUCUACUACGAGGUCCAUGCAGCGCUGCAGAAGUUCAAGGAGUUGGACGCCAUGAUGAGCCGGCUGCCUCGUCGCACGGCCAGCAAGAAGGAACAGAGCCGGGUCUCCAACAUCUGGAAGGAAUACAGGCAGAAAAAGAGGGAUCCCGCCUUCCUGGAGAAGCAGGAGCGCUGCGACUACCUGAAGAAGAAACUUGCACACAUCAAGGCGCAGAUCCAGGAGUACGACCGGACAGCCAAGGAGGGCUCCAUCUACUUCUGAGCCUGACACCUGGGGGGUGGCACCAUGCCGCCCCCGGGCUGGUCCCCAACACCCCAGCCCCGAGCCCUGACGUGCUCUGGGGCUUGCUGAUGUCUGGGGACCUUGGCCAGAAAGAGAGCAGGAUACAGGACAUGGGGGGCUGGAACAAUGUGUAUAGUGGGGGUGCUGGGAGUCAUUGAACUAAACUGUAAACCCUCUGUCUGAUGGAAACCAUUCCAAGCCAGGAGUGCGGCUGCACCCCUAGUUCCAGCACCCAUGGGGCUGCUUGUGCCUUGUGGCCUCCUGUGCAUUACACACGCACCCCCGCUGGGUCAUGUGUGGGUCAGGCGCCAUCCCUGCCCCGUGCUGCCCCCGAACCAGCUGAGACUGGGAACCAGCAGUGCUGAUGUGCACUCUCCAGGUGGGACUGAAGCUGGGGGUGGGAGGACUGGGGUCUCAGGCGGGGCAGGGAGCGGUGCAUCGUUCCUGCUCAUGGGAAUGGGGGUGCACCGCGCAUCUGCUCCAGUCAGCAGCAUCCAGACCCGGCCUCCAGGAGGCCCCUGUGGAGAAGCUGUGAAAUUGGGCAAAGCUUCUGGCUGAAGGGAGCUGCUGUGACGGGAUAAAAUGCCCCUGGGCCUAGCUCUGUGCUCAUUUCAUGCUAGUGUAAAAUUGGGAGUCACGGCACUGAAGACAGUGGACUUGCACUGGUCUGAAUGAGGUCAUUGACUUCAGUGGGGGCAAGACUGGGACCCUGACUCCUUUAACAUGGGAGCAAGGCCAAUGAAGGGGGGGAGAUGGUACAAAUUACCCGGAGCCCAGCGGUCCGGAAGGGGGUCCGAGGCCCAGCAGCCCUGUUUAGCCGGUCCACCCUUGCUGGGGGGCCCAAAAAAUGUUUUCACUGGGACCUGAACCCGCUUUCAGUGGCCCUGCGGGGACGCAGGCCAGAGAUUGCCUCUUACGCACAGGACUUCAUCGCCAUGUUCACUUACUCUGCAAAGCAGCCAUCGGAAGAGGGGGGCAGCGUUCAUCUGUGCAGCAAAAACUGAGCUUUGGGGGGUGCCCGUAACUGUCUGUAAGGAGUGACGGCUUCCCCUUUGAAUAAAAUACACCUGGCCGCCCGUGUGUGAAAUCCCUGGAGCCAGCAGGAUCAGCCCUGCCCUGCGCUGGAAUUCCCCUGGAGAGGGUCCCUGAAGGGGGGUGCAGGAGGAAGGUGAUGCUAUUGCACGUGCUGUCUGCUAACAGCACCGUGGGUCAUAGCAGCAUCACGUGGGAGAUCAGUGG
Molecule: messenger RNA, 3112 nt
Organism: Gopherus evgoodei (Goodes thornscrub tortoise)
Lineage: Eukaryota; Metazoa; Chordata; Testudines; Testudinidae
Gene: OCEL1
Product: occludin/ELL domain containing 1
Exons: 5
Coding region: 188-1852 (554 amino acids)
Biological process (GO): bicellular tight junction assembly
Cellular component (GO): cytoplasmic vesicle; bicellular tight junction; apical plasma membrane
Source: RefSeq, a predicted model, not a curated record